Molecule: messenger RNA, 1590 nt
Organism: Cyclocybe aegerita
Lineage: Eukaryota; Fungi; Basidiomycota; Agaricomycetes; Agaricales; Hemipholiotaceae
Source: the annotation of a GenBank genome assembly
AUGCUUGAGGACUUCUGGAACUUCAUUAUAGAGGGAAGAUACAGACAACUCGGAGACGAUGAUGCCCUAUCAGCAUGGCGCCUGCAAUGUGGAAACAACUACCACCUUGAAUUUCUAGGUUCCUUCAAAAAUCCCUCUUGUUGCUCCAGAUUCUCGAUAUACUCUUUCAAAUCUCUCAUGGGUGGACCAAAAUAUCCCAAAGUCGUCGGCUACGAGCUCGUGAAUGAGAUUGGAGGAGGGGGAUUCUCAAUAGUUUUUCGAGCCGUCAACAUCCCAGAACAUCGGGUAGCAGCAUGCAAACUCAUCAAGCUCACCGAAGAAACAAGCGAGAAGGACCGCAAAAAUAUUGAGAAGGAGAUGCGAGUGCACACGGCGUUGAAGCACAGACACGUCCUCGAGUUCCUAAACGCGGUCGUUGUUGAAUUAAAGCAUAAGGCGUCCUAUGUCCCAGGAAUCUACAUGCUCUUAGAAUUCGCUGGGGGUGGUGAUUUGUUCGAUAAGAUUGCCGCUGACGUCGGUGUGGGCGAGGAGGUCGCACAUUUCUACUUCCUGCAACUGAUAUCGGGUAUGCAUUACAUUCAUUCCGAAGGCGUCUGUCAUCGCGAUCUUAAGCCUGAGAACCUUCUCCUCGACGUUGCGGGCAAUCUCAAGAUAUCUGAUUUCGGCCUUUCUUCUGUUUUUCGUUUGAAGGAGUCAGGGAAGACUCGUACGUUGACGGAGAGAUGUGGCAGUCUGCCUUACGUUGCUCCAGAGUUGAACAGCUCAGCACCAUAUCACGCGGAGCCAAUUGACGUCUGGGGCGUCGGAGUUAUUCUGUACACUCUUCUAGUCGGAAAUACACCCUGGGAUGAGCCUACAGCAAACAGCCCAGAGUUUCGGCGUUAUGCGGCUGGAGCCGUUUUCCGGGAAGCACCUUGGAAUCGAAUAGGCCAGGAAGCCCUCUCCCUGAUUAGAGGGAUUCUCACAAUAGACCCGGCCGAACGGAUGACGCUUGAUGACGUUUUUCAACAUCCUUGGUGCAUCCGUCCCAGCCAGCUUGCCGAUAACAAUCCCGUCGAAUUAGCAGAUAGACUCAUCCGGUCAAUUCGAGACAACGGUGACUUACAGCUCGCAGCACCUGACCUGAAUGCCCUGAACAACCCCGACAAUGGGAUGGACGUCGAUGAAGACGAGCCCAUGCUCACCGCCUCGCAUCAAUCCCAGUUCACCCAAUCGCUCAUGCUCUUCUCUCAGACGCAGUCGGGGACUCGGUAUACGCCACAUCUAACGCGUUUCUACUCCUCCCUGGGCCCGUCCCUCCUCUUCCCCUUGGUCCAUGAGGCUUUGGAGGCCUUGGGCGCCAGAUGCAAGGUCGGGCCUUCCUUCACGAAUGAGCGUGGAGGUGAGGUGCUGCGGUUGAGGAUCGGUGGAAGGGAUAUGCGGCAGCAAGUCUUCAAGGGAUGGGUGGAAGUCGAGAAAUUUUCGUGGCGGAACGGGGAAGGGAGCUUCUGUGUCAUGAAAAGAGACGAGGGAAACCCAAUUUCGUGGAGACAAUUGUGGAAGGCGCUCAUUGCCUCGGCUCUCGUGGAACCACAUGUUCUCCGCAAGUAA